Messenger RNA from Amoebophrya sp. A25, 4273 nucleotides. Lineage: Eukaryota; Dinophyceae; Syndiniales; Amoebophryaceae. The record is from the annotation of a GenBank genome assembly.
UGAAAGGAAAGAAAGUGAAAGUUUAGAGAAUACACCCCGCCUGCCGUGACUUCCAAAAGCAGGAUUUUUAGCUCUGUCGGACACGGGCACGGCCGCAGAAACAUCAAUUUUGAGUUUUUGGAGAUGAUUGUGUUCUCUUAGCCUUAAGGAUGGAAGAGUUUGACAAGGAACUUGCAAAGUUUUCAUCGUUGGAACGCAAAAGCAAAACAGACAAGAGACUGAUCAGACUUUUGUUAUCAAAAUGCUCAAAGGGGGCCCGCACUUGGUAUUUGAGCCGUUUUUAGGCAGUUACUAAUUUUAGCUAGACUCGAAGGUUUUCUAUCUUUAUUGGACUCAUAACAUGGACGAAAGCGGUUUGAUCUUCAUUGCCACCGAAGUCUGGUGUCUACCUACGGAUGUAUGAUACAUGCAUUCCCAGCACUCUAAACAUCACCCAUAUAGAAAUUUCAUCUAGUAUAAUCGCUAACACUGAUAAUUCAAAUUCUAAACUUAAUUAUAGUCCACGCGGGCUAUUGAAAAUUCGAUGAAAUUCUUGUGGUCAUUACCAAGCAACUUAAACGCGGACACAGAAAGGGAUCAUCGUAAAUAAGAACUACAAUUCGUCGGCAUCGGACAUCAUCAAGUAAUCAGGCAAAAUGUUUUUCGCGAAUCCGUUGGGUAAUCAGAUCACGGCCACGAGCCUCAUGAAUGGGAGCGAGGCAGCAGGUGGCUCCGGUCCUUCGCCAUUUUUAAGGCAACUACGUAACAAGCGAGCAUCCUCUGCGUCAUGAUCUUUGAUGGCUAGUAUUUUCCUAAUAUGGGGAAAGUGCGGAAAUAUCAUGCUGUGAGGGAUGCGAGCGCGCUAGCUCUAACAUUCGGACAACCGCUUGGUUCACCAACUGAAGCUGCCCGAAUGUCUCAGGCGGGAGCUCCAAGCACACGGCUGAAGCAGUACGUCCUGCCCGUGACACUCAAGUCAAUCGUCACGGGAGAGAAAAGUACUUGUUAUUGUUAAAGAAUACUUCAAGUAAACGAAGAACGUCGUGUCGUGAAGGAGGAAUCUCUAAUUAUUCGUUUUGUGCUGCCUCCGAGAGGUAAUUCUCCAAUCACCAUUUGCCGACUUGAAGAAUACACUUUUUGAUAAUUUAUGAGAAGUUCCAAGUUUCUGUUUCACUUUCAGUUUAAUGAACACUCCUCUCAUCAUGACAUUCGCAGCUCCGGAGGGUUUCAAAAUUUUUGGUGUGAAAGCGGCAAUGGUGACAUUCGUGGCGCAGAUUGUGAAAGUCGAAAAGAAGGAGCUCCAAUAUACAUUUACGUUUGACGAUACGACGGCAAAACUCGAUGGAAAGCAGUAUUAUCAUGACAUUGAUGACUUAGUCUCGUUGAUAUGCUUUGUCCUUGGCGUUGACUUUCUGGGCCUACAUUUUUUAUACGGGUUGGUGUCCAGCCACGUGAGAUGAUAGUCACAAUAUUGUUCGUUAUCCUCUUCAAAUCUCUCUACGACUGUUUACUCCUCACCUCAGCAUUCUUGACGGGACAGAUGCAGAGGCGAGCCGCGCAAUGCAAAGGAUGGUUGCAGGAAGCUAUGUGAGGAUAAUCGGGCCACCUAAGAAGUCCUCCAAAGACGGUUAUAUAUUUGUGCAAUGCCUACAGCUUCACCCAGUUGAAGAUCCGAAUGAUGUUGCCUUUCACCAAAUCGAGGUGGGACACACCGCAUUGAAGCUCCUGCGAGGUAUUUUUUAGAUGACUGAUAAAUAUUUGCAACCUUUUUAUUCAUUGGCCCUGGUCAGGCAGGAUCCUUCCUGACGGGGAACCCGGAUACAGCGAAGUCGUCAUCACUUCAACCGAGGCAAAAGUUGGCGGGAGGCUGGCCUAAGGUCGUAGGCUUUAGUUGUGGGUCAAUAGUAUGGAACACCCGAGCAAAGCGUGGGGGCAUUGCUUCGCCUGUAGCCGCACCGAGCUGGCACCAUACGCGGAAUCGUGAGAGAAAACCGCGCGCACACUCCGCACCCGCGUGGCUUACUGGGUUGCGCCGCUCGUGACAGAAAGAAGGGAGAGGCCAAACCAGGUGGGCGCACGGCUUGGGAAAGGUGUGGGUACAGGGGCAAGGCAAUUGCAGCACACGCACAGGGCACAACACUAGCCGAGGUGGCAUUAAAUAGACAAACGCGCGCAAACUCUGCCACUUGUCAAGUUCAAAACUUUCCGCGCGGGGGCCCGUGCCGUGGGUCUUGUGCGUUUGGAGAUGUGCCCCGGAGGGUUUUCAGCCAGGAGAAGAACAAACGCAAGGGGGCGCACGUGCUUACGCGCAUAUUCUUUAGCCAAGCAAUGCCGCAGGACUUGGAGGCAACUAACCGGCGCCGGCUGAAGCAGUGAAAAGCAGGGGGCUUCGCGCUUGGUUGCCGCUCUUCUCUUCGCUUAAUUUCCGUGGGGGCGGGCUUGCUGAUUGGGGGCGGUGAAACAAAAACGACGCAACCCAGGACGGGCUGAAGGAGUUGGGCCUGGGGGCUUGACUGCUGUAAUUCCUGGCGACCACUGAGAAGCACCCGCGAAGGACGCCGGGGCCUGGUAGAUUGAUGCCAGACAAACAGGGCAAGAGGACGCCAAACAGAUGAAAGGUCUGGGCUGCCAUUACAGCAACGCCAAGGCCAAGUCGAAGGCCAGCGAGCUAGAGUGCGCGGCUUGGCUUGGGCUGAUGGCGUGGCCGCUCGUCUGGUCUUCUUUGUAUCGCGCUGCCCCCGUCGUCUCUUGGCUUUGACGCUGUGCAGGGCGUCGCGUCUGAAAGAGUCUCCCCGGCCAAGUUCUUCGCCGAUCUUCAAGGGGUUCGAGAAUCGAGGUCGAGAAACAGAGAGUCGACGGACAUCCAGGGCCCUCAUCUUAUGCAAGGCAAGAACAUCGUGGGGGCGUUCUAGCUACCAGGAUUCGCGCCGCACAGCUCCCGCGUUGUUAUCUUUGGGGCCGAUUCGCUUCGUUUAGGCGUGGGUGAGUUCCGUCGUUGCUAGCAUCUUGGCACGGGGGGGCAUCGGCGUGCGUUGGCUUUGGCAGUUCUCUUCCUUGGGGUUUCUGGUCGUUUCUUUCGUCAAGUAUCGCGUUCGUGGGCUUCCUUGGUUGCGUGCUGGGUGUCUCGCUUCUUUGUUUUGCGUUCUCUCUUUGGUGUUUUGUUCGUGUCGCAGGCUUUGCUUUUUCACGAGCGGGCGAUCUGCGUACCUGGAAGCCGCGUGGCCCUCCCCGUGUUUCUUCUUUCUCGCACGUUUAUUCCAGACUUGCGCGUAAGUAAGUUUUUUAUGAGUGCUCCGUCCUUGCUUGCUAGGAGCCGCUUGCUAGUAGUUUGCUCUAGCCUGAUCUUAUUUAUACUCUUUCUCUUCAAGCUCAAACUGAAGCUCAGGACGGGCGACUUUCAGAUCAUCUGAUGGUCGUUACCGGUUUUAUAUUUACUGCUUGUGGUGCAUCAAUCUUCAUCAAGCACCAGGUAGCGUAAGGAGGUUGCCAACACCAUCUCAAGGGAGCCUUUUGCCACCGGUUUCUACGCAAACUGCAGUGACGCUGACGGCUCCCACUGCAGUCCCAGAGCCGUCUGGAGAUGUUACUAUGACAGAUGCAACGGCCCCAACACCCGCAGCCCCAGCGCCAGCCCCAGCGGUCGAAAAGGCUGACCUACUGACGAUGAUAAAAACGUACUUAUUCACUUCUUCCUUAAGGAAUUGAGUGAUGGGAACUGGAAGAUGUGAGCCGUGUUCUUGAUGCAAUCACUUGCCGAAUGUAAUUAUCCUCAAUAUAGCUCGACCUCAUGUUGAUCUUGUUGUUGUAGGGGACGCACCGUCUUCACAACAUUCAACCGAUUUACUCUUUGUCUCCAUUUCAUCCAGGGCUGUCGCUGCGAAGGGAGAGCAAGGUGCGAAGUUUGAGCACGUUGUCGCAGCGAUAGGUGGCGCUUAUAGUAAGGAAGAAAUAGAGAAGCUGUGGAGCUCGCUGAUCGAUGACUGCGAAAUGUUCGAGACAAUUGAUGGCCAUUACGGAUUUUAGUCAUCAUUUUUAAGUACUUUGUACCUAGAAGAACCGGAUGAAGAUGAAGGUGUGAAGCACCUUUUUUGACCAAAACUAUGGUGAUGUUCACAUGGCCCUUUUAUUCCGCACUACCUUGAUGAAUCUUUGUCGGUCGAUGGAUCCUGCGUGGACUGCUCACGCUUUACACGGAGGUUUCACUUUGCGCUAGCGAUUUGCUUUGGUCGUUUGCUGGAACGGAAAUUUCGAACUAGAACAGCUCCCAUCUAAGGAACAGGAGAAUCUGCGUGAG